AUGUUGACUUCCUCGCCUGCGUUGGGCUGUACCAACGAGAACGACGAGGGGGGGGCCGACCUGCAGGGCAGCCGAGACGGAGCGGCAUCAUCCUUCCAGAGUUCGUCGCAGAAGUCGAAACGGAUGCGGACGUCGUUCAAGCACCACCAGCUGCGCACCAUGAAGUCCUACUUCGCACUCAACCACAACCCCGACGCCAAAGACCUGAAACAGCUCGCACAGAAGACGGGGCUCACCAAGCGCGUCCUGCAGGUUUGGUUCCAAAACGCCCGAGCCAAGUUCAGACGCAACCUGCUGAGGCAGGAGAGUGGGGGCGGGGGGGCGGGGCUUCAGCGUCGGGGGGCGGGGCGUCGGGUCAUGAGGGCGGAGCCUCGUCGAUUGGGGGCGUGGCCUCGGCUCUAG
Lethenteron reissneri (Far Eastern brook lamprey) is the source of this 402-nucleotide messenger RNA. Its product is annotated as LIM/homeobox protein Lhx9-like. Gene Ontology annotation, biological process: neuron differentiation; regulation of transcription by RNA polymerase II. Gene Ontology annotation, cellular component: nucleus. The record is from RefSeq and is a predicted model, not a curated record. Gene Ontology annotation, molecular function: RNA polymerase II transcription regulatory region sequence-specific DNA binding; DNA-binding transcription factor activity, RNA polymerase II-specific. NCBI's taxonomy places the organism in Eukaryota, Metazoa, Chordata, Hyperoartia, Petromyzontiformes, Petromyzontidae.